UAUGAGCACUCUUGCAGUGUACCGGAGCAUCUAUACGGAAGAGCAGUUCCAAAAGAUCUAUGGCAGUGCUAAGGACCUAGAAAGGCCUGCUCCGAGCCUAAGGGACAGAUUGACAAGAAGCUGGAAAUGUUCUUCCCAUGCUUUCCACACUUUACUUAAAAAUAGGAUCCCAAUUGUUGGCUGGCUACCCAGGUACAAGUUAAAGAAAUGGAUUCUAGGAGAUCUCAUCGCUGGCCUGACAGUUGGGAUAGUUCAUAUCCCACAAGGGAUGGCCUUUGCUCUCUUGACGUCUGUGGCUCCUGUUUAUGGUCUUUACACCUCCUUCUUCCCUGUUUUACUUUACAUGCUGCUUGGAACUGGACUUCAUGUUUCCACUGGGACCUUUGCUGUGCUGAGCUUAAUGACUGGCUCCGUGAUUGAUGAACAUCUUUUCCUGAACCCUCUGGACAGAAAUCUCACCAGUGAGGAGCAAUCAGAGAUGUAUUCUCAGCGAAUAGGGAUGGCAGCCGCCAUUGCCUUUCUUAUGGGCCUUAUCAUGGUUAUCAUGUUUGUGCUUCAACUUGGUUUCCUUGCCACAUACCUCUCUGAACCAAUUGUGAAAGCUUUCACAAAUGCAGCUGCAUUUCAUGUCACAAUCUCCCAGAUUCAGAACAUGAUGGGACUUCCUCUUCCACGUCAAACUGGAUCGUUUACCAUUUUCAAGACGCUGGCAUCAGUUUUCAGAGGUCUACACUUGAUGAACGUGGCUGAGUUAGUGAUAUCUAUCCUUUGCUUGGUGGUGCUCAUUCCCAUCAAGGAACUUAAUGCACGUUUCCGCACCAAGCUAAGGACUCCAAUUCCAGGGGAAAUUAUUAUGGUGCUGGUAGCCACAGGAAUAACAUUUGCAUCUUCUUUGGAUAUCCGAUACAAUGUGCAGAUCGUUGGAAGCAUACCUGCUGGUUUUCCAACACCAAAGCUUCCACCCCUAAACGUCAUUCCAGAUGUUAUUGGUGAUACCAUUGCCAUAACCUUUGUUGGCUAUGCUGUAUCUGUGUCGCUUGCCAUGAUCUAUGCGGAAAAGCAUCGAUAUACCAUUGACCCAAACCAGGAACUUUUGGCUCAUGGGAUAUCCAAUAUGGCUUCUUCGUUAUUUAACUGCUUUCCCAGCUCAGCUACUUUGGCCACCACUAACAUUCUGGAAAGUGCAGGUGGACACACGCAGCUUUCUGGAUUCUUUACGAGUUGUGUUGUCUUGGUUGUUCUGCUUUGGGUUGGACCUCUCUUUAAUCACCUUCCCAAGGCUGUUCUUGCUUGCAUAAAUGUUGUGAGCCUCCGCCAAAUGUUCCUGCAAUUUCAAGACCUGCCAGAGCUGUGGAAAAUUAGCAAAACUGACUUUUCAGUCUGGGUAGUCACAUGGCUAGCUGUUGUAAUCCUGAAUGUGGAAGUUGGACUGGCUGUCGGAGUUGUGUUUUCAAUGAUGACUGUGGUCUGCAGAACACAGAGGGCUCAAUGUUCAGUUUUGGGAAGAGCUGUUAACACUGAAAUAUAUCGGCCAGUGGAACAAAAUGACAAAUGCUUCGAAAUUCCAGGUUUGAAGAUUCUGUCCUACAAUUCACCCAUUUACUACGGUAACAGAAACAUUUUCAAGGAAGCAGUGAGCAAAAUUGUUGGACUAACACAGGAAAAGAUAAGAAAAAGAGAAAAAGCUUUAAGAGCCUUAGAGGAAGGGCAGAAGAUGAGCAUCACUGUUGUGGACACAGGGAUAGCAAAUCCAGUGUAUAAUCCAGAAGGGUGCAGCAUAAAACCAGAAACAGAUACGGAGAUCAAGUCACUUAUAAUUGAUUGCAGUGGUAUUAUAUUUAUUGACAUAGCUGGUGCUCGUCUAUUUAUACAGAUGUGCAUUGAGUGUCAGAAAGCUGGAAUGCAUUUGCUUCUUUCUGGUUGCAAUGAGAAGGUACUGAGGACAUUGGUAUCCAGUGGUAUCAUGGACCAUCUAAGUGAACAGCAGGUUUUCGUUACUGUGCAUGAUGCUGCCUGCUAUGCCGAGCAGAACAUGGAAAACAUUGCAAUGAAGAGUUCCAUGGUAUGGGUAUAAUAAGUAAGAACUGGGCGUCUGAAAGCCAUAUCAGUCACAAGCCACUUAAAUCCUUCCAUUGGUGUGGAUGACGGACACUGAUACAGAUUCCAUUCUUCUAGAAUAU
Pelobates fuscus (common spadefoot toad) is the source of this 2180-nucleotide messenger RNA. Its product is annotated as solute carrier family 26 member 10-like. NCBI's taxonomy places the organism in Eukaryota, Metazoa, Chordata, Amphibia, Anura, Pelobatidae. Gene Ontology annotation, molecular function: bicarbonate transmembrane transporter activity; chloride transmembrane transporter activity; sulfate transmembrane transporter activity. The record is from RefSeq and is a predicted model, not a curated record. Gene Ontology annotation, biological process: transmembrane transport. Gene Ontology annotation, cellular component: plasma membrane. The transcript is spliced from 18 exons. The coding region runs from base 2 to 2074 and encodes 690 amino acids.